This is a messenger RNA of Eurypyga helias (sunbittern), 535 nucleotides long. RefSeq names its product retinitis pigmentosa 9 (autosomal dominant) (gene RP9). The annotation marks the transcript as partial. The transcript has 5 exons. Gene Ontology annotation, biological process: RNA splicing. NCBI's taxonomy places the organism in Eukaryota, Metazoa, Chordata, Aves, Eurypygiformes, Eurypygidae. The record is from RefSeq and is a predicted model, not a curated record.
CUAUGAGAAACCUCCCCCAGGGCUAAUAAAGGAGAAUGAAACAAAGCCUGAAGACUGCAUACCUGAUGUACCAGGCAAUGAAAGUGCACGAGAAUUCCUGGCACAUGCCCCGACAAAAGGGCUUUGGAUGCCUUUGGGAAAAGAAGUCAAAGUCAUGCAGUGUUGGAGGUGUAAACGUUACGGACACAGGACAGGAGACAAAGAAUGCCCGUUCUUUAUUAAAGGCAAUCAGAAACUGGAACAAUUUAGAGUAGCGCAUGAGGAUCCAAUGUACGAUAUAAUAAGGGAAAAUAAACGUCAUGAAAAAGAAAUGAGGAUACAGCAACUGAAGCAGCUCCUGGAGGACUCAACCUCAGAAGAUGAUGAUGAUAACAGUGAUGAGGAUGACAAAGAUGGCAGCAGCUCCACUUCAUCAGAAUGUAGAGAUAAACACAAGAAAAAAAAGAGAAAGAAGGAAAAAAAGAAAAAAGAAAAGAAAAAGAAGAAGAGAAAGCGUAAAUCAUCUAAAUCUAAUGAGAAGUCAGAAUCUGACUGA